AGAGUUAACCAUUUCCUACAGUCUGAAGUAUCUUCUUAGCCCACAAGAUGAAAGUGCUGUUAUUUUCUGGUCUUUUUCUCCUUGCCAGCUGUGCAGCAUCGAAAAACAGUUUCUCUCGAGGAAUAGGAAAUGGAGGAAGAGGAAAUCUAGGUGGAUUUGGACGCUUUAGGGGACCUCCACCACCCAUGUUUCCCAAAUGCAAAGAGUUCGAGCAAGCUGUCAACGAGAAAAUGGAAGAGAAGAGAAUGAGCGGCGAAAUCGGACCAUCUAACUGCAGGAGUGGAAAUAUGGAGGAAUGUCGUUUUAACGACCUCUUGAAAGCUCGCCAGGAGGUUACUGUAGAACCGACAGAAGAAUGUUUAGAUCAAGUGAACCAAUAUAUGAAAGGCACACUGAUGACCACUGAAUCGACUUCGAGCAACGAUUAUGGAGAUUCGGAUGCUACUCUUCUCUAAAUACUUGCCUUUGAGACUUCCUUUGUAUGCUUUAGGUUUUCAAAUGCAUUAAUAAAGUGCUUUUAUUUUUGGAGUAAAA
Stegodyphus dumicola is the source of this 534-nucleotide messenger RNA. RefSeq lists its product as uncharacterized. The record is from RefSeq and is a predicted model, not a curated record. NCBI's taxonomy places the organism in Eukaryota, Metazoa, Arthropoda, Arachnida, Araneae, Eresidae.